Messenger RNA from Notechis scutatus (mainland tiger snake), 1016 nucleotides. Lineage: Eukaryota; Metazoa; Chordata; Lepidosauria; Squamata; Elapidae. The record is from RefSeq and is a predicted model, not a curated record.
UGGGAUGUAUGGUUAUCUAAAUAUCAAAGACUGUGGAAAUCCAGAUACUUUAACAAGAAAGUUAUCCUUUAGAGAACUGAAGAUGAUUAAGAACUGGGAAUAUUUCAUUGCUGCAGAAGAAAUCACCUGGGAUUAUGCUCCAGAAAUUCCUAGAAGUGUUGAUAGAAGAUACAAAGCUCAGUAUCUGGAUAAUUUUUCAAAUUUUAUUGGCAAGAAAUACAAAAAGGCAGUUUUCAGGCAAUAUAAAGACAGCAGUUUCAGUAAACCGACCUAUGCCAUUUGGCCCAAAGAACGUGGAAUUCUGGGCCCUGUUAUCAGAGCUGAAGUCAGAGACACAAUAAGUGUAAGUAUUGAUGAACAAGUAAGUAGAUUACAAUCCCAUUUUAUUUCAUUUGCACACAGUAAUAGAAUUAGCUUUAAAUAUAUUUUGCUUAUCUAAUGCAUACAUAAUCUUUACUGAUAUCAAGACUAAGCUAUUCAACUAUCAAUGAAAAGUAAAGGAACUUGGAUAAGAAUAACUUUUCAUAUUUAUUUCUAUGAAAGUUAAGACUUAAUUUCUAUAAUUUUAACCAUGUGUUUCUUGUGGAUUUCUCCACUGACAGAAUACUUUAUCUGUAAAAGCCUUUAGUUUAUCUGCUCAAUAUCUAUGGUAUUUAUCCUGCAUAUGUUAUUCAUGUCUUAUUCUUGGUAACAGUAAAUUCAAGUGAAUGAGUUUCAGUACCUUCACUUCAAAUAAAGUACAUGUGAUCCUCGCUUAGUGACCAUUUAUUAGUAAUUGUUUGAAGUUAUGUUACUGCUGAAUGGGGCUUAUGACCAUCGCUGUAGCGGUUGCCAAUGCAGUAUCCCCAUGGUCACAUGAUUGCAAUUCAGGCACUUGGCAACCAGCUGAUGAUGCAGUAUCCCAAGAGCACAUGAUUUCCACUUGUGACCUCACUACUGGCUUCCAAUAUGCAAAGCCAAAGGGCAAACCAGCUGUGAGGCAAUCCACACCAUAUCACAUUUAACUAUUGUGUGGG